ACUAAUUUUAAUAGUAUUAUAUAGUUCGUGUUGAUUCGUGUUCAAUGUCCAUAAAGUGCACGUGAGAGGUUCACUUUAUCGAGCUACUGAAGGAUAAUAAUUUAAACUUUGAAAAGAGAGAACAAACGUGUACUUUAAAGAAUUUUCAUACUUGUCGGGCUUAUUUAAAAAUGGCGUGGGUUUUUGGUUAUCGUGACACGAAAAAGCCACAGGAUUUUUCUCAAUUUAUUGAACCACCGGCAUCGGGCAAAGACGGUGGUGGAGAUGGUUCUUCUUCAAAAAAUUUUAUGAAAUCUCAAAUGGAAGCUUAUAGAUUUGAUUCGAGCGCAUUAGAAAGGGCGGCUGCAGCUGCCAAAGAACUUGAAAAAUCUUCUCAUGCUGUACAAGCUUUGGAACUUUCCAAAAUGCAAGAGGUGACUAAACAAGCAGAAAUGCAAACAGAACUAAAAAAGUAUGAAGCUAGUAUUGAGCAAAUGAAAGCUGACCAAAAACGUGUAGAAGGAGAAGAGAAACGUAAAACGUUGCAAGAAGAAACAAAACAGCACCAAGCAAGGGCUCAAUAUCAAGAUCAGUUGGCUAGAAAACGUUACGACGAUCAAUUGGCACAGCAACAAAGAAUGAAUGAUGAAAAUUUAAGAAGGCAAGAAGAAUCGGUAGCCAAGCAAGAAGCUAUGAGAAAAGCCACUAUUGAGCAUGAAAUGGAAUUGAGACAUAAAAAUGAAAUGAGAAAAUUAGAAGCGGAACUUAAAGCUAAAGCAAAGAUUGAUAGAGAAAACCAAGAUCUUAACUUAGAACAAAUUAGACUGAAGGCAUCUGAAAAUAGAAUUACUGUUUUAGAAUCUAUAAGAACUGCAGGUUCGGUACUUGGUACUGGAGUCACUGCUCUUUUACAAGAUUGGGACAAAAUUCUUGCUGCUGCAGGGGGUUUAUCACUUUUGGCCUUUGGCGUAUAUUCUGCUAAGGGGUCAACCAGUAUAGCUGCACGCUAUAUUGAAUCUCGUUUAGGAAAACCAUCUUUAGUUCGAGAAACUUCUAGAUUUACAGUAUUGGAUACUGUAAGACAUCCUAUACAAGCCAUUAAAAAGCUCAAAGAUAAGCAGACUGAUGCUUUAUCAGGUGUAGUUUUAGCACCGAAACUUGAAGAAAGAUUACGUGAUGUUGCAAUAGCUACCAAAAAUACAAAACAAAAUCGUGGAAUGUAUAGAAAUAUAUUAAUGCAUGGUCCACCUGGUACUGGUAAGACUAUGUUUGCUAAAAAAUUAGCAGUACAUUCUGGCAUGGAUUAUGCAAUUGUGACAGGCGGUGAUCUGGCACCUUUGGGUAGAGACGGCGUUACUGCAAUACAUAAAGUUUUCGAUUGGGCAACAACAUCUAGAAAAGGUCUAUUAUUAUUUAUCGACGAAGCAGAUGCUUUCUUAAGGAAAAGAUCGAGCGAACAUAUAUCAGAAGAUUUAAGAGCAAUGUUAAAUGCAUUUUUAUAUAGAACGGGCGAGCAAAGUAAUAAAUUUAUGUUAGUUUUGGCAUCAAAUACUCCAGAACAAUUUGAUUGGGCAGUGAAUGAUAGAUUGGAUGAAAUGGUGGAGUUCCAUCUUCCGGGUAUCGAAGAACGGGAGCGCUUAGUUCGUCUUUAUUUUGAUAAGUUUGUUCUUCAACCAGCCAUUGAAGGCAAUAAAAGAUUAAAAGUAGCACAAUUUGAUUAUGGUGCUCUGUGUAGUAAAAUGGCUAAAAUGACAGAAGGAAUGUCUGGGAGAGAAUUAGCAAAACUUGGUGUUGCAUGGCAAGCAGUAGCAUAUGCGUCUGGAGAUGGGGUUUUAACAGAGCAAAUGGUGGUAGAUAGGUGUAUGGAAGCUAUUAAACAACACAAACAAAAGGUGCAAUGGCAGAGUGAGCAAGAAAAACAAGAAUCCAAAUCUAUUUAUGCGACUGAAGAGAGCAGUGCAAAGUUAAUGGAAUCUAAAGCUCCAGCAAUAGAAGUUCAUACAGAAAGAAAAGAAGAAGAAAGGACAAUUGCUACAGCUUGAUUAAGAAGAACAUGUAUAAAGUGAAGAACAUUAAAGGAUUGGUGUAUAAAUAUUAGUUCCAAUUGUUGCAGUGAUAAGUACAAACAUUAUUAAUGCAGAUAAUAUUCAUUUCAGUUGUAUAUUUUCCAUUUUUUAAACAAGUUACAAGUAUGAUGAAGUUGUAUAUCAUAUAAUUAUUUCAACUGAUAAACGUCAUUUUAAAAAUAUUAAUUGUAUUAUCUUAUGCAUUAUUCCAGCGAUAUAAUAUAUAUAUAGAAAAAGAGUAUUUAUAAUACAUUGAAAAAUAUUCUUGGAUAAUUCAUAACGAUUGUUAACUAAUUCGUGCUAAUUCUGACAAGUCGAUCUAUUGAUACUUUUACUUAUUUACAAAUGUACCAAUUUUCAAAUUAUGCGCGUUAUGAAAUCUCAAAAUUUCGAAUGAGGAGACGAAUGAUAGAUUCAAAUUUGGAAAAAUAUAAAAUAUUUAGUAAAUAAAAGUAUGCUUACAUCACUAAUGUA
Vespa mandarinia (Asian giant hornet) is the source of this 2519-nucleotide messenger RNA. RefSeq names its product ATPase family AAA domain containing bor (gene bor). Gene Ontology annotation, biological process: mitochondrion organization. Gene Ontology annotation, cellular component: mitochondrion. The record is from RefSeq and is a predicted model, not a curated record. NCBI's taxonomy places the organism in Eukaryota, Metazoa, Arthropoda, Insecta, Hymenoptera, Vespidae. Gene Ontology annotation, molecular function: zinc ion binding; ATP hydrolysis activity; ATP binding.